Aspergillus bombycis is the source of this 3747-nucleotide messenger RNA. Its product is annotated as NACHT and WD40 domain protein. Gene Ontology annotation, cellular component: transcription repressor complex; nucleus. Gene Ontology annotation, molecular function: protein binding. The transcript is spliced from 4 exons. Gene Ontology annotation, biological process: negative regulation of transcription by RNA polymerase II. The coding region runs from base 1 to 3747 and encodes 1248 amino acids. Lineage: Eukaryota; Fungi; Ascomycota; Eurotiomycetes; Eurotiales; Aspergillaceae. The record is from RefSeq and is a predicted model, not a curated record.
AUGCGUCUCAAAACGUGGGGAAAGGAUUUGAAGUCCCGUCUCAGACCCAAAGCGCCGUCUGUGCCUUCACCAUCUCCCGCAAUCGCAAUCCGUCAGCAUAGCGGAAACCAGGCCCAGGAUCAUCCCCACCCUCAAGAUUUAUGGCAAUCUGCGUAUGAUCAGCUAGACCGGAAGGAACAGCUGACUUUGUCAACAUGCGAAUUGAUUCCCAGCGAAAUAAGAAGCAAUCUGAACGGACGUUCCCCAACGGAGGCUAUAAUCGAGGGUGUCAUCCACAGAACUAAACAGCAAUAUGAAGAAUACCAAAAUGGGAGCUUAAAGAUCCGGAGGUCGACGGGGGAAGAUAUUGAUCUUCGACAACUCUCACGCAACAUAAUUGACGCGGCAUUAUCCUUCAAGGACGUUGUUAGCGCCGUGGUAGCCUAUGAUCCGACUCAAUAUGCAGCAAGCGCUUGGGCCGUUGUCUCGCUUGGUUUGACUAUGACUAAAAACCGCUUUGACCUGCGCGAUACCUUGUUUGAUUCUACAGAAUAUUUGGCAAAUGUUCUUGCCCGGUGUGCCUAUAUCGAGAAAGGCAUAUACCACAACGACGCAUGGAAGAAUGCCGAAGUAGCACGCGCUAUCAUUGGGGUUUAUAAGGCCAUUCUCCAUUAUGCAGCAGAGGUGUUAAGUGCUCAACAGCCCAGUAUGGGAAGGUGGAUACAGGACACAGUCACCGGAAUCACCAAGCAACGCCUCGCCGACCUCCAAUCCUCGGUCAAAGAAGAAGAGCAUUAUCUGCACCAAUGGGUUCAGAUGGAUCAGCACUUGCGCCAUAAUGAACAAGCGGAGCUUCUUAUCAGCCAAUGUGAUAAAAUGAUAGAGUCUGUUCAAACGCUCAUCCAGCGUUUCAGCCUACCAAUUGCAGAAGGAGCGUUUUAUGACUCCUACGAUAGUCAACAUGAAGACAAAUGUCUUCCAGAGACCCGAACUGAGAUUCGUCGCCAGAUUACAGAAUGGGUCGCUCGCCCGACGGCAAAUUCAUUUAAAGAGAAGGGGCUACUAGGCGCAAGUUUCUUCUUUAAGAAGGGUGAAGCAGAACGUGGCAAUGCGAAAAGACUAAUAUCAACGGUUGCAAAGCAAUUGAUCACCAGCACCCGUCAGCUAGCUCCAGGUAUCAUGGCAGCGAUUCAGAGCGAUCCACAUAUUUCCUCAAAAGCGCUUCCCGAACAGUUUGACAAGCUUCUCCUCCAGCCACUAGUGAAUCUGAGGUUAGACGAGCCUACAUCUACAGUUGUUAUGAUUGACGCGUUAGAUGAGUGCGAAGAAGAGGACAUAAAGCUCCUUCUAGAUCUCUUACCACAGGUACACCAAUCUGAAUCUCUACGUGUACGGAUCUUCUUGACAAGCAGACCCGAGCUUCCCAUCCGGCUUGGCUUUCAGCAAGUUUUGGAACAUCAGGACUUGGUGCUUCAUGAGCUUCCCACUACAGUGAUUGAACGUGACAUACGGCUAUUUCUCCAAGAUCGACUAAGAAAAAUACAGAUGGAGCAUUCGUUGUCCCCUGGCUGGCCAGGCGAGGAUAUCAUGGAGAUUCUAGUAUCUAGAUCAGUUCCGCUCUUUAGCUUCGCAGCUACCAUGUGUCGCUUUAUUGGGGAGAAAUACCAGGUACCAGAAGACCGCCUUGAUGCAGUUCUCAAUGAUUCGGCAUCUACAUCUGGCUCGCAGAUGGAAAGAAUAUAUCUGCCGAUCCUGAACAAACUGCACACGGAGAUGCAGGCGACCAACUUUACACAAGAGAUACAAGAAGUAUUGGGCGUGAUCAUUCUUCUUGCAGCCCCCCUGUCCGUUAAGGCUCUCGCAGGGCUUGUUAAUACCCCCGAAAGGAGAAUUCGCUCUCGGUUAGCCGCGUUUCACUCCGUACUUAGAGUGCCGAGCAGCUGUGGAACCCCAGUCCGCACCCUGCAUUUAUCCUUCCAGGAAUUUCUUCUUAACACAACUAGUAUUUUCCAUGUCAACGAGAAGGAAUCACACCAGAAGAUAGCAUUGUAUUGCCUUUCCACUAUGAACUCUAGUCUCAAACACAACAUCUGCGGUCUACCAAGUUAUGGAACUCAGAGAGCAAAGAUUGACUGUCAAAUUAUUAACAAGUGUCUCCCAGCAGAGUUGCAAUAUUCCUGCCGCUACUGGGCAUACCAUAUCAAGCAGGGCAAAGACCAGGUACAUCACACGGCAGUGUUUGCAUUUCUAAAACGACACUUUCUUCACUGGUUGGAGGCCAUGAGUUUGAUGGGGUUAAUAUCGGAGGUGGUCAAUAUAAUAAACACACUACGGCUAGCAGCACAGACCGACCGACAUUCUGAGCUUUCGUUAUUCUUGCAGGAUGCGAAGCUGUUUGUAUUAAAAGUUAUUUAUAUCUGCAACGACUUUCCACUCCAGUUAUAUUGCUCAGGGCUUGCGUUCUGGCCAACAUGUAGUAUUAUCAAAAAGGUAUUUGAAGAGAGCCAAAGAUGGGUGUAUAUUCUGCCACAAGUUGAGGGUUCAAGCAGCGCAGAGCUACAGGCCCUGAAGGGCCAUUCUGACAGAAUUCACUCAGAGGCCUUCCCAUUGAACGACCAGAUGAUCAGCUCCGGAUCCAAAGAUAAUAUCGUCAAACCCUCGGACCAUUCUAAUUGCAUUGUGUCGGUGACAUUUUCGCCAGAUGGCAGGAUGGUCGCGUCCGGCUCUAAGGAUAAUACUAUCAAGCUCUGGGAUCCCAAAACUGGUCAGCAGCUGCACAUCCUGGACGGCCAUUCUGACUCAGUUGUGUCAGUAGUAUUUUCACAUGACAGUCAGAUAGUCGCCUCGGGCUCAUAUGAUCGGACCGUUAAGCUCUGGGAUAUCAAGAGCUGCCAACAGCUGCGCACUCUCGAUGGUCAUUCCGACUCUGUUGUGUCCGUGGCUUUCUCACCAGAUAGCCAGAUGAUUGCCUCCGGCUCCGAUGAUAGUACUAUCCAGCUCUGGGACACCAAGACCGGUCAGAAACUACGUACAUUAGAGGGCCACUCCGACUGGGUUCAAUCAGUGGCCUUCUCGCCAGAUGGUCAGAUAGUGGCCUCUGGUUCCUAUGAUAAUACCAUUAAGCUCUGGGACACCAAGACCGGUCAGCAGCUGCGCACACUGGAGGGUCAUUCUAACCUAGUUGCCUCAGUGGUUUUCUCGCCGAAUGGCUACACGAUCGCCUCCGGCUCCUACGAUAACACAAUCAAACUCUGGGAGACUAGAACAGGCCAGCAGCUCCACACCCUGGAGGGCCAUUCCGGGUUAGUCCGAUCGGUCGCCUUCUUGCCAGAUAGUCGUAUAGUUGCCUCUGGCUCCUAUGAUAGCACCAUUAAACUCUGGGACACUAAAACCGGUCAGCAACUGCGGACCCUAGAGGGCCAUUCUGGUCCAGUUCGGGCAGUAGCGCUUUCACCGGAUAGCCAAAUAAUUGCCUCCGGCUCAUAUGACAAUACUAUCAAGCUUUGGGAAACCGAAACCGGUCGGCAGCUGCGCACGCUGGAGGGUGAUUCACGCCCAGUUGUCUUGACACCGGAUAUUCAGCUAGCCGAACCAAGUUCCCUGCUAUCUGUGGAGGAUGGCUGGGUGACUUUUGCAGCUGAAAAGGUAUUGUGGCUCACUUUCGACCAUCAGCAAUUUUCCUCUUCCGUCGCCAAAGAAAAUACACUUGCCCUUGCGUAUCCCGAUGGACGAGUGUGCUCCAUGGAGUUCCGUGCACCUGCCGUGUAG